AUGGAUUUGGGUGUGUAUGUAGUGGAAUUUGCUCAGGAUCAACACGGAUCACGUUUUAUUCAACAAAGGCUUGAAAGAGCAAAUGCUAAAGAAAAACAAUUUAUUUUCGAUGAAGUAUAUCAACACGCUUUGCACUUGAUGACUGAUGUUUUUGGUAAUUAUGUCAUUCAGAAAUUCUUUGAAUACGGCACUGAUGAACAAAAACGCAAAUUGAUGCAAAUAGUCCAAGGAAAUGUUAUGAAUCUUGCUUUACAAAUGUAUGGAUGUCGAGUGAUUCAAAAAGCUUUGGAAUCAGUUGAUCAGGACUGUCAAAUGGAAGUUAUAAAAGAAAUUAGCAAUCAUGUGCUUAAAUGUGUUAAGGAUCAAAAUGGAAACCAUGUGGUGCAAAAGAUCAUUGAGAGAGUGGAGCCUCAACAACUUCAAUUCAUCAUUGAUGCGUUUACUAAAGGAGCACCUGACACUGUCUGUUCGCUUUCUUCUCAUCCUUAUGGAUGUCGUGUUAUUCAACGCGUUCUUGAACAUUGUACAGAAGAACAAAAGAGACCAGUUCUUGAGCAAUUACACGAAAACAUCUUUACACUUGUAACAGAUCAAUAUGGCAAUUACGUAAUUCAACACGUUAUUGAACAUGGAAUUUCUUUGGAUCGAGAACGUAUUGUAAAGUGUUUACGUGGUGAUGUACUCAAAUAUGCUCAACAUAAAUUUGCUUCUAAUGUAAUUGAAAAAUGUUUAAUUUGUGGAACAACUGAACAGAAAAAUAUUUUGAUUGAUGAAGUUUGUAAUGAUGAUGGAGCUCCAAAUCCACAACUUCUUGAAAUGAUGAAGGAUCCAUUUGCAAAUUAUGUGGUCCAAAAGAUGCUUGAUGUUUCAGAUAGUGCACAUCGAAAGAAAAUUAUGUUUUCCAUCAAAAGUCACAUUCCUGCUUUGAGAAAAUUUAAUUAUGGAAAGCACAUUAUCGGUAAGCAUGAGUAA
This is a messenger RNA of Meloidogyne enterolobii, 972 nucleotides long. Lineage: Eukaryota; Metazoa; Nematoda; Chromadorea; Rhabditida; Meloidogynidae. The record is from the annotation of a GenBank genome assembly.